Messenger RNA from Zophobas morio, 1741 nucleotides. RefSeq names its product chitinase-3-like protein 2. Gene Ontology annotation, biological process: carbohydrate metabolic process; chitin catabolic process. Gene Ontology annotation, cellular component: extracellular region. Gene Ontology annotation, molecular function: chitinase activity; chitin binding. The record is from RefSeq and is a predicted model, not a curated record. The coding region runs from base 168 to 1565 and encodes 465 amino acids. The transcript is spliced from 4 exons. Lineage: Eukaryota; Metazoa; Arthropoda; Insecta; Coleoptera; Tenebrionidae.
CAAGUGCUACAAUUCGGUCACGUUGCGAAAUUUCAAUUCGCUAUUAUUUGUAUUUGGAAACGAAUCCGUCGAUUUUUAAAUUUCGCGCGACUGGUUGAUGUUUGCGCAGUGUGCCUGACGCAAUAUAAACAAAAACCCUUCAAUCACCUGACAUAACCACAAAUAUAAUGACAGACGUAUAUUCCGGACAUUCUCAGUUUGUUUUGUUAACUGAUAACAGGAGACGAUGGUUCGACGGCCGGACUUUAUUUUUGCUGAUUGUUGUCACCGUUCCAAUUAUCAUUUUUUGUGGUAUUUACACGAUCAUACUUAAGGGGAACGAAGCCCUGCUGUACCCCAAGUCGUACGUCGAAGUGCCGUCACUGCUGAAACACCGUGCCAAAUCUUACAGCGACGCGAGAAGCUCCAAGUACUUCGACAUUCAUGCGCCCCCCAGUGUCCACGAAGUCAAGGAUUUUAAGCUCGUGUGCUACUACAACUUCCCGACUGACGAUUUCAACACCCUGCAGCCCCAAGACAUCGAUCCUUUUUUGUGCACGCAUAUUUUGGUCGGGUUUGCUUCAAUCGCAAAUCAUUCGAUCAAUCUGGCUGAGAACGAGCUGCAAAUCCUCUCCAUGGUGGCCAGUUUGAAGACUUUCAACUCGGAUUUGAAGGUGCUAGUGUCGGUGGGGGGCGCCGGGGAUGAUACGGGUUUCAGCGACAUGGUGGUCAACCACACAAACCGCAAAACCUUCAUCCACUCGGUCGUGAAUUUGGUGAAAAAACACAAAGUUGACGGGGUCGACCUUGACUGGGAAUUCCCCAACGAGAUUCCUCACCACGACAAGAACCAGAAACUGCACUUUGUGCAACUUUUGGAGGAGAUCCGGGCCACGAUUAACAAGCAGACCCGGCACAAGUUUCUGUUGACGGUGGCGGUGGCGGCGCCUGCUGUGAUCGUAGAUAAUUCGUACGAUGUGGUUUAUUUAAACGAGUUUACAGAUUUUAUUAGUGUGAUGACGUACGAUUUUCAUUUUUUCAGUAAAGUGACGCCGUUUACGGGGUUAAAUUCGCCGUUGUUUGAAUCUCAGGACGACAAGGGGUACUUUAGAAGCCUCAAUAUUAACUACACGGUGCAUUAUUGGGUGUCUAGGGGGAUGAGUAGGGCGAAAAUUAUGGUCGGGUUGCCCACUUAUGGACACACUUUUCGAUUAACCAAUUCGCAUAAUCGGGGUCUGUAUGCCCCCGCCAGAGGCGUCGGCAAGCUCGGAAGUCUAGGCUUCGUAGACUACACACAAGUGUGCAAAUUUCUUGAUCUGAAUCAAAUUUCGCCAGUUUUUGAUUUAGACUCCAAGAGUCCCUAUGCUACCAAAGGUUCCGAAUGGGUGUCAUUCGAUAAUGAGCAGAGUCUGUCAUUUAAGGCGGAAUUCGUGCGCGACUAUCAGUUUGGAGGGGCCAUGGUUUAUUCGUUGAACGCCGACGACCACAUGGGGGCCUGCAAGCUUGAUCCAAAUGUACAAAACAAGCCUUUCCCUUUAGUAGGAAAAAUUCGUGAGAUUCUAGAUAAAAAUUACUCCAUUUAUUAACAAGGGGGCGAAAAUGGUGACCUUAAUGGCUGUUAAUAGUGCUAAGAAGUAUUAUAUGUAUAGUAUUUUUUGUAACAUAACAUCAAAAUGAGUUUUUAUUUUAGAUUUUCAUGUUCUGUGAUAUGUGUUGAAGAUUAAUAAAGUUGAUAAUAAAUGUUUCAGAUCUGAAGCUAAAA